Molecule: messenger RNA, 2716 nt
Organism: Melanotaenia boesemani (Boeseman's rainbowfish)
Lineage: Eukaryota; Metazoa; Chordata; Actinopteri; Atheriniformes; Melanotaeniidae
Gene: antxr1d
Product: ANTXR cell adhesion molecule 1d
Exons: 18
Coding region: 178-1914 (578 amino acids)
Cellular component (GO): membrane
Molecular function (GO): signaling receptor activity
Source: RefSeq, a predicted model, not a curated record
CUCUCGCUCUCUCUCUCAGCAGAAGGGGAAGUGUUGGAAACCCCGGCUUAAGCGCAACAAUUCUCCACCAGACUGAUUGCACUUAUCGUUGAGUCUGUUGACAAAAAAUACAUGAGAGAGAAAUGUGAAUAUCUUUAGUUGCCGCAGUGCUGGGGUAGUCAACAGUAACCAGGAAAGAUGGCGUGGACACAAGCUUCCAUGUUCCUCGCCUUGGCUUUGCUUGGAAUUUUCUUCCUCGGUGUCUCGGUGGAAGGACAACCGCAGGGAGAGCAACAGGAGGAGGAGGAGGAGAAGUCCUGUCAGGGCGCAUUCGACCUCUAUUUUGUUCUGGACAAAUCAGGAAGCGUGAAACAUCACUGGAAGGAGAUCUACAUCUUUGUGAAGCAGCUGGCUGAGAAGUUUAUAAGCCCCAUGCUGAGGAUGUCCUUCAUAGUUUUCUCCACAAAAGGAAAUAUCAUCAUGAAACUGACUGAGAGCAGGGAGGCCAUUACUGAAGGUUUAAGGGCUCUGGACAGUGUUAUCCCUGGAGGAGACACUUUCAUGAACUUAGGCCUAGAGAUGGCUAAUGCACAGAUAUAUCAACAGAACCAUGGGACUGCUAGUGUUAUUAUCGCCCUGACUGAUGGAGAACUGAAUGAGUGGCAGUUUGACACAGCAAGGCGAGAGGCAGACAGGGCAAGGUCUUUGGGUGCCAUCGUUUACUGUGUUGGGGUGAAAGAAUUCAACCAGACCCAACUUGCAACUAUUGCAGACAGCAUGGACCAUGUGUUUCCUGUAUUGGGAGGUUUCCAAGCCCUCAGGGGAAUUAUUGACUCGAUCAUCAAGAAAUCUUGCAUUGAGAUACUGGCAGCUGAGCCAUCCAGCGUAUGUGCAGGAGAGAGUUUCCAGGUGGUUGUUAAAGGCAAUGGUUUCCGCCAUGCAAGAAACAUCAAUGAGGUCCGUUGCAGCUUCAAACUAAAUGAAACACACACUCUGGACGAAAGACCAGCUGGAAUAGAGGAUACCUACCUGCUGUGUCCUGCUCCCGUUGUAGAGGAAGUGGGACGGGUCAUCUAUCUGCAGGUGAGCAUGAACGAGGGCCUCUCCUACAUCACCAGCUCUGUUCACAUCACGACUACUGAAUGCUUUGACGGCACCAUAGUGCUAAUAUCAUUGCUGGUUGUGUUCCUGCUCCUGGCUCUGCUGUUGAUGUGGUGGUUCUGGCCUCUCUGCUGCACUGUGGUAAUCAAAGAGCCUCCUCCACCUCCACCACCAGAGCCAGAUUCAGAUGAAGAUGAUGGGAUGCCCAAGAAGAGGUGGCCCACAGUGGAUGCUUCCUAUUAUGGAGGAAGAGGAGUGGGAGGCAUCAAACGCAUGGAGGUGCGAUGGGGGGAGAAAGGGUCAACUGAGGAAGGUGCUAAGUUGGACAAACCUAAAAAUGCCAUUGUAAAGAUGCCAGAGCAGGAAUAUGAACCAUAUGAGCCCAAGCCUCGAAAACCUCCCCGUCGUCCCCCACAGCAGAAGAAGUGGUAUUCACCUAUUAAGGGGAAGCUUGAUGCUCUGUGGGCUCUGUUCAGAAGAGGUUAUGACCAGGUAUCUCUGAUGAGACCCCAGCCUGGAGACCAGGGUCGCUGUAUUAGUUUUCAGCGAGUCAGAGAUGGAGAGUCCACCCCAAAUCGCCAGGCCUGUCCUCGCACACCUCACCCUCCCUCACCUCCACCUCCCCCGCCAGCUGAAGAGCGACCUCUGGUCGCCAACUCUGUCCCCCGUACAAAGCCUCCAUCAAGAGGGCCUCGCGUCGCACCACCCUCUAUCACCACACCUCCUUCUCGCGCACCUCCUCCCAUAGCCCGAGCCCCUCCAGGUCCACCCCCAACUCGUGCACCCCCUGGGCCCCCAGGACCCCCGCCAUCCCGACCUCCACCCAGGCUGUAAUAAUGAAGAGAGAGGAUGCAAUAAACAACUGAUGUAUCAAGUUUUUCCACAUUAAAAUGUGUCCACUUUUCAGCCCAAAGACUCAAGACAACAGGAAAAUCUAGGCCAGGAACUCUGUGCCUUGUUGCUGAGCAGCAAAAACACUAUCUGAUAAUAUAAUCAGCUACUGAGUUUCACAGCAUUCUUACAUAAAAAAUAUCACCAAGUAUUUACUUGAUUAGGCCCUUUAUGUACAGUGUCGGAUGCCAUGCAUGCAGGUGGCGAGAGUAAGUGCAAUCCUCUCUGGAAAUUCAAUCAAGGGACUUUAGUGGUGUUGAAAGUUAGCUUGUGACAGAUUGUGUGUGAAAAUGUCUAUUAGGAAGAGGUGAAUUAAACACAGCAUGUAAUGAAUGAUAAUAGCAAUGUCAGUUUUGAUGGCCUUUUUUGUUUGUUUUAUACAAACUGACUACAAUUCAUAUGUAAUUGUCCCUUUUCAGCCAAAGAAACUUUUUCAGAAUUCGUUGAAUUUGCCCAUUUUACAACUGCAGGACAGUUUAUCAGUGCUUUAUUUAUUGUAAUAUAGGCCCUCUUUGUUUAGCAUCAGGUAGAUCUGUGGAAUUAAAAUGUUUGAGAAAGGGAUGAGGGCUAAACGGCAGACAUCAGGCUGCGUUCUACUAUGGUAUCUUUUUCAAUUGUGAGCUUAUGAACAUUUGUAUCUUCAGGGUUUUUCUGUAUACUGCAUUAACUGACUGAAAUGAUCAUUUGCAUUAUUUCUUCAACAAUAACUUGAUGUGUCUGUUUUCAAUAAAAGUUUUUUUUUCUA